Molecule: messenger RNA, 2146 nt
Organism: Hydractinia symbiolongicarpus
Lineage: Eukaryota; Metazoa; Cnidaria; Hydrozoa; Anthoathecata; Hydractiniidae
Exons: 4
Coding region: 1214-1957 (247 amino acids)
Molecular function (GO): growth factor activity
Source: RefSeq, a predicted model, not a curated record
GGUAAGGGGUGAGGUUUAAGAAAUAAUGGGUGAGGGAUGAGGGAUGAGAGAUAAAGAACGAGAGUAUCUGUAAGUCGAAAUUUUUAAUAAAUACCCAUGAUCUCAAUAUUAAGAGACAUCACUAUUGACGUCUACUUUUAUGCUCCCCCUCCCGUUAUAACCACGAAGCUACUGACAAUUCUGCUGAGUGUAUUUUUCGAAACGGAUACCUGCUAAUUUCUUCCCGGUGUAUGAUUCAAUUUCUCAGUAAGAAGGUUCGGGUGGGUAGCAAGACAUACCUUGUGUUCUUUUUGCGUCAAUGUCGCGUUAAUGCAUCCGCAAUUUUAGGCAUGACUAACUUUCUUGUUGCAUAAGCUCUUAAAAGUCUCAUUUUCUAGGUAUUGCAUUGUAUCAAAAAUUUGUUGUGUCACUUAGGUUUAUAUUGAGAUAAACUUUGCGUAUGGUUUUAGCGCUAUUCCAGAAAUUUCUUUAUUACAUCCUUACCGCUCUUGAUUGAUGAAGGGAAACACUGUUGUAUAUAUAUAUAUAUGUAUUAAUCUAGAUAUGAUUUGAUCAGUUAGAUGAGGUAAACGAUCCUAAAAUAGCAGAGGAGUAAUAGUAUCGCGGAAAGAUUUAAAUGCCCCUUCAAUUUUUUUCCAUGGCUGCAAAUUGAUGCGGUGAUAACGAGGAAAGAAGAAUCGGGCAGAGAUUUGAGGUCGGAUACGCAUAAAAAAAAUUUUUCAUUUCGCAAAAUUUAAAAUUUAAAAUUAAUCAUUUUUAUUUUUGAAUUAAAUACACCUUUUCCUUAUGGAAAUUUUAUGCUUAACUUUUUAUCAAUCCCCUUUUAAAAAAAAUUGCGCGUAGUUCUUUCAGUAAUACGUGAAUACAAGUUCUUUAGACCCUAACAAGACAUGAUUUAAAAUCACGUAUUCAUUUUGGCACAAGUUUCUUCAACACUGUUAAGUUACUUUUUGUGGUUACAGUUUUGGAAUGGAAUACUUAGGAACUUUUCCUAAUGAGGUUGAAGGUCGUAUUGCCAGGGAGGAGCAUUAUCCCCUCUACAAAUCACGAUGACACGUUGACCUCCCUCUCUCUUCUCACCUUUACUCUACGUCAUUUAAAUUUCGUUUCCAAAUCAAAAAAAUUAGAAGGAAGAUUUCCUAAUAUCUAUACCAUAGAUCUGAUUCACCAUUCUAGCUCUUAAGGACGUCCGGUCGUUAAUUACACGUAGUAUAUGAUACAAGUAUCAAUGUUUGAAGUGGAAACACACACAUUACAUAUAGCUGGACUAUACACAGACACACAUCAAACAAAACUUUACAUGAUGUGGAGAAUUUUUUAUUUAUAUAUUGUCUACUUUGUUUGCAGGUCAACAACGUACACGAUUCAGAGAAACAAAACACCUCCAUCUCAACAACUAGCUUUCGUCAGCCUUUUACGCGAUCAUUUCUACAAUUCAAAAAGCGACAAUGUCAGCACACCGUUUCGACGAAUCACAAGACUAUUUCAUAAGCACGGACGCAGCCGGAAACAUCUUUCUAUAAGAAAUCAGACGGUCGACACGAAUGCAAAUGAUCGAGCUCACUUAGUCAUCGAGUCUGAUUCAUUUGGAACGGUAAAAAUCCACAGCUUUAAGAGACCUGUGCACUACUUGUGUAUAGGACCAGACGCCAGACCGACAGGAGUUCCAGAGGUGCAACUUGAUGAGGCAUCCUUUGACAUCAAUGAUUGUAUAUUUCGAGAAUACACCCUGGGUAAACAUCUUCAGUUUAAAUCUGAAAAAUACUACAAUAAAAAAAACAAUACUGGAUGCUUGGCUUUCAACAAGUUUGGAAGGGGACGAAAUGUGAGGAUAUCGAAAUGUGGAAAGAGAAACACGUUAUUUAUGGAACGAAAACCACGAAUUAUUAUAGAUAUAUAUAAGAAUGGAAAGUUUAAGAAUCAACUCUUCAAAUUUUUGCGUAAUCAACAAGGAUAGAAGUGAGCUGUAUUGUUACACAAGUAAAAUAUACUUCACUUACCUCCGUGUGAUUGCAAGCCGUUGAAGUCCUGUAAUAUCCUGACUCGGCACCUUUUCAGCAAUGUUAGUCAAAACACGCAAAUGUAUGAUCGACUCGAUAUGCGACGAUAAAAAAACGAAAGAAGCACGAAUGAGGAAGAAGACAAA